This is a messenger RNA of Colletotrichum gloeosporioides, 336 nucleotides long. RefSeq lists its product as uncharacterized. Bases 1 to 336 code for a protein of 111 amino acids. The record is from RefSeq and is a predicted model, not a curated record. The transcript is spliced from 3 exons. Lineage: Eukaryota; Fungi; Ascomycota; Sordariomycetes; Glomerellales; Glomerellaceae.
AUGCGCGGGAGGGCACAAAGCAGCUGCAGCGGCUCAAGCCGCUCGAGCGCGUCUAAUGCGACGGCGACAUUAGAAUUGCCAUCGAAGCACUUCAUCUUUGACCGAGAUUGGUAUCCGGACGUGCCUCUCGUGAUCCAAGCCAACCAGUUAAUCAUCGGACGUCUUUCGGAAGGGUACCCGAUGGCCGAGCUCGUGGCGGAGGCUGCGCGAAACGAAGCUGGGUGUUGCCCCGGGACGAUGGCGGCGUACUUCCACCACGCGAUUACGCUGGAGCUGGCGUGUCUUAUGAGCCACGACACGGUCCAGAUGGCGAUUGUAAAGGGUAUUCGGGUAUGA